Molecule: messenger RNA, 777 nt
Organism: Cryptococcus wingfieldii CBS 7118
Lineage: Eukaryota; Fungi; Basidiomycota; Tremellomycetes; Tremellales; Cryptococcaceae
Product: ubiquitin-conjugating enzyme E2 S
Exons: 8
Coding region: 1-777 (258 amino acids)
Source: RefSeq, a predicted model, not a curated record
AUGUCUCUCACCCCUCAAGCUCUCAGACUGCUCUCUCGACAGAUCGUCGCUCACAGGAAUAGUCCCCCCGAGGGAGUGAGGCUCGUGGUCGACGAGGAAAACCUCACCAACAUGGAAGGAUGGGUGCAGGGGCCUUCUGGCACUCCCUAUGAGGGCGGAUACUACAAGAUUCGGUUCUCUUUUGGUCCUGAAUUCCCCAAUCUCCCGCCAAAGUGCACUAUGAUCACCAAGAUCUUCCACCCCAACAUUAGCAAGGCUGGCGAAAUCUGUGUGGACACAUUGAAAAAAGGCUGGAAGAAAGAGUAUGGAGUAGAACAUGUCCUCGUGACCAUCAAAUGUAGUUUGUUGAUCUACCCGAACCCUGAAAGCGCAUUGGACGAGGAAGCCGGUAAACAACUGCUUGAAGACUAUGAGGGAUACUCCAAGUAUGCCCGGCUUAUGACUAGUAUCCACGCCACGCCGAAAUUACCGCCCGCAGAAUUCCGUGGCGCCACGUCAAGUAGCGAAAGACCCCUUCCCUCAGACCAAUCUGUGCCCACCACCACCGUCCGACCUACCAUUACUGCCCCCUCACCCCCCUCUUCUUCCGCCUCCAAGCCUUCCCCCCUCGGUACCAGCGUUUCGCAAGGUCAGAGCCCCAAUUCAAACGGCGAGCAGAAAUCGGGUGACGAGGUCAAGAAGGUGGUGAAACCUGCGGUCAAGACGGCUGGGAACACUGUCGGGGGCGUGAAGACUGCUGUAGCGAGCAAGGGGAAGAGGGGCGCUAAGAGGUUGUAG